UUUUACUAUGUACGUGUGUGUAUGUAUGUACGUGCGAAUGCGAAGGUUACCGACCAAAGUACUCGAGACGACGACACUUGGUGUGCGGCGACAGCUAGUAAGUAGUAACUCCUCCGGGGAAGGAAUUUUCCAGUGACAGGCGGCACGAGAGAACGCGUCGACACAACGAAGGGGAAAAUGUCCGGAACAGGAAACGGCGGCGGCGAUGCCGCCGGCGGCAGCGGCAACGGCAACGACGGCGGUUGCUGCUCGACGAUCGUGAAGAAGCUCGGUCUGCGACCGGUCACGCGGUGCAACAUCGCCAAGUUCUACGCGCCGGCAUUCGGCGCCGUCUCGUACACCUCGAUGUCCAUCAAUGUCAUGAACCCGAGCCUCGUCGUCAAAGUAUUUCCAAAGAGAGACAUUACGAAUUUUUUACUGGCUGGCACUCUGAUCGGUACCGGUUCAUACAUCUACACACGUGAACAUAUGAAGGCAGCACCACAGUCUGUAAGAAUUCUGUACAGUGCCACUGGCGCGGUAUUAUUGAGCCUGGGAUCGGUCUUACUGUGGGCAGUGAUACGUUCCAUAGUCCCACCAAGUCCGGUCUGUUGUACGUUAGCUGGCAUCGGCACUGGAGUAGCAUUUUUGAAAGUCGGCUCGAGUUAUCUCGAAUUUGUGGACGAGCAAAUAGCGAAAAAGUAGGCUGCUCUUAUAUACUUUUUGUUCUUUUCUUUUCCAUCUUGGAUUUGUAUCUUGAAUUGUUACGAAAAGAAAUUGUACUACGUCGAGCAAGAGACACAGCACCUUUUGUCUGUUACAUUUUAAACGCGACUCUCAGAUCGACGAGUCUUGUGGAAUUUUCAUUCCAUGCGACGGGAGAUUACGGAGAACGAUUCAAUACUUGAUUCAUCGGAUUCCUGAAAUUUUUUCGGGUGCAAAUUAUGUGUAAGUAAUAUUUUUUCUAUCGCGAGUUUUAUAUACGCGCGUUAUUUUUUUUUUCUCGAAACUAAAAAAGAUAGAAAAGAUAGAAAAGAUACGAAUGGAUACUCGAGUGCUUUCCAUUGGAUAGCUUAAAUCGACACAAGUGUCGUUCUGUCUUUAUUAGUAUCGAAUAUCAAGAAAGAUAGAAUAAUGUUCGUGUCGACUUGUUUCAUUAAAUGGAAAGCACUUGUCUUAUUGAUUCCAAAAAUAUGAAUUGUCGUAUCGCACAAAAAUGUGAUAUCGGCGAUUCUAGCGUUGAAGUUGGCUUUAUCUAGUAGCGAAGUGUUCUUAAACAGUCGUGCGCUUUUCUCUUCGCUCAUUCACGCAUCGCCGACACGGUAAACGGCAUUUUAUAAAUUGUUCCUUAAGAUGUAUUGCACGCACUUUGGGAACUCUAACGAGAUCCUCGUAAUCUCGGCGUGUUUAUGGAAACCGGGAAGUAUGAGCGUAUGUUUGUCGAUAACGUGUUUUGUAAGCUGCAUAAAAAUGCAAUCAUCAUAUGUAGAUAACUGUCACUAUAAAUAUAUGAAUAUACGAAUUGUGACACGAUAGAAAAAAAAGAAAUGAAAACAUACGAGCAAUCUCCUCACCUGCCUGAAAUCCAUCGACGUCUAUUUUGCUAUUCUAAUUUUUUUUUAACUAAUAAUAACUGCAUACAUGCUAAUAUUAAAAAUUUGAUAGGUUAUAUUACGUGCUAUAAAAGUUUAGUACUAACAAUAGCAACAUGGUCAAUAAGACAAAAAACACCAUCCACAUUAACCUUGAAAGGUUAAAAUUUAUCGCUUCAUGCGCAAAUUGUUUUACGU
Molecule: messenger RNA, 1769 nt
Organism: Cyphomyrmex costatus
Lineage: Eukaryota; Metazoa; Arthropoda; Insecta; Hymenoptera; Formicidae
Exons: 3
Coding region: 178-684 (168 amino acids)
Source: RefSeq, a predicted model, not a curated record